Rosa rugosa (rugosa rose) is the source of this 2623-nucleotide messenger RNA. RefSeq names its product DNAJ protein JJJ1 homolog. The transcript has 3 exons. NCBI's taxonomy places the organism in Eukaryota, Viridiplantae, Streptophyta, Magnoliopsida, Rosales, Rosaceae. Bases 165 to 2237 code for a protein of 690 amino acids. The record is from RefSeq and is a predicted model, not a curated record. Gene Ontology annotation, molecular function: zinc ion binding; nucleic acid binding.
ACAACCCAAUAGCUGCGCGCUGAGUUUGCUCUUCUGCUCGACGCCUGGACCGACUCACUCGUCCAGCUAACCGAAACAAAAGAUCCGAGCCAAGGCCGAAAUGGCCUGAACAAAACGUUACAGUGACCAGUCCACUGUUACAGUUAGAACCUGAAAGCACAAGGAUGAUGAGAUUGUUUGCUCUUUCCCUUUCCUUCCCCCCGGAAAGCAACAACUUUCCUAGCCACAACAAAAAAAAACGACAUGUCGUUGCGGAGCCAACCCAUAUAAACCCACACAAAUACGCCCAACAACCAAAAAUUCGGAAUCAGAUAUUGAUGGAGCGGCGGUGCCACUACGAGGUGCUCGGCGUCGACCGCGGCUGCACCGCCGACGAGAUCAAGUCGGCGUACCGGAAACUCGCCCUGCAGCGCCACCCCGACAAGCUCAUCCCCACCGGCGUCUCCCAGGCAGACGCCAACGCCCAGUUCCAGGAGCUCGGCCACGCCUACGAGGUCCUCUCCGACCCCAAGGAGCGAGCCUGGUACGACUCCCACCGCUCCCAGAUCCUCUUCGCCGAUCCCUCCGCCGCCAACUCCGUCCCCGACUCCGUCAUCCCCAACCUCUUCAGCUUCUUCUCCACCACCGUCUUCUCCGGCUACUCCGACUCCGGCAAGGGCUUCUACAAGGUCUACGCCGACGUCUUCAAUAAAAUCUACUCGAACGAGCUGAGUUUCGCGAGGAAGUUAGGGUUAGGGAUUGACGCCGUGAGGGAGGCUCCGGCGUUGGGGAAUUUGAAGAGCGAUUAUGCUCAGGUGACGGCGUUCUAUGGCUACUGGCUAGGUUUUUGUACGGUGAUGGAUUUCUGCUGGGUGGAUCAGUAUGACGUCAUGGCGGGGCCGAAUCGGAAGGUGAGGAGGUUGAUGGAGGAGGAUAAUAAGAAGCAGAGGAAGAAGGCUAAGAGAGAGUAUAAUGACACUGUGCGGGGGUUGGCGGAGUUUGUGAAGAAGAGGGAUAAGAGGGUGAUGGAUAUGAUGGUGAAGAGGGAGGAGGAGAGGGAGAGGAAGAAGAAGGAGGAGAGGGAGAAGAAGAAGAAGAUGGAGAAGGAGAAACUGGAGAGGGCUAUGGCGUAUGAGGAGCCGGAGUGGGCGAAAGCGGUCGAGGAGGAAGAGGAAGAGGAAGGGGAUGAGGAGGAGGAGAGGAAGAGGAAUGAGUUGUAUUGUGUGGUGUGUGGGAAGAAGUUUAAGAGUGAGAAGCAGUGGAAGAAUCAUGAGCAGUCAAAGAAGCAUAAGGAUAAGAUUGCGGAGUUCAGGGAGUCGAUUGGGGAUGAAGAGCUUGAUGAAGAGGAAGCGGAUGAUUUAGGUGAGCAAAUGAGGGAGGGUUUGGAGCCUCCUCCCCAAUAUGAUGGGGCUGGAGUGAGUGCUGGCGAGGAUGAGUUUUAUGAUUUUGGUGAUGAAAUUCAGAGGGAAAAGCUAGAUGAGGAUGAUAAUGGUGGUGGUGGUGGUGGUGAUGAUGAUGAAAUGGAACUUCUUCAAGCAAUGGCGGCCAGGCACAAGAGUAGGGAAAAGCUUGAUGAUGAUGGUGAUGACGACGACGGUGAAAUGGAACUUCUAAAAGCAAUGGCAGCCAGGCACAAGAGUAGGGAAAAUGUUGGUGAAGCAGUUGGAGUUGAUGACGGUGAUAGUGGGAGCGAGGAUGAAAUGGAUGUUCUUGAAGCAAUGGUGGCAGGGCGAAAGAGUAGGAAAAAUGCAGCUUCAAGGGUUGAGGUUGAGGAUCCCUUGGUGGCUGGUGUUCAUGUGGAUAAUGAUAUCAAUGGUGUAGGGUCCAUUUCUAUGGAAUAUGAGAAUCGGAAGCCCACCAGAAGGAAAGGGAAGAGUAAGAAGAGUGGUGGAGAAACUAAAAGGGUCGAUAUGAAUGAAAUUAGUAAUGGUCAAAGUGAGGCAGCUAGUGAAAAUGAUAAUUCAGAUAUAAAGGAAUCCACAUCUGAUUCUAUGGUGGAAACUGCGAGUACUAACGAAAAACAGGAUGAUCAAAUAGCCAGAAAGAAGAAAUCUUCAAAACAAACUGUUGAGAAGAAGAAAGAGAAUGUGAAGAAAGAGGCCAACGGCAAAUCAAAGAGCUGCUCCAAAGGGAAGAAAGCUAAGGCAACAUCAAAGAAUUCUAGCAAUGCAUGUGAGGCAUGUGGAGAGGAGUUUGGAUCAAGGAAUCAAUUACAUAAGCAUUUAGGUGACACUGGACAUGCUUCACUGAAGAGGUGAAGAACCAAUUACGGAAACUUGCUGAAUAUUGGAUUGAUGUGAGUAAACUAUGAACCAUAGAAGAGGAUUGUAGACAUUGAUAGGCGGCAAUUCUUUAUUAUGAGCAUUCCUUCAUUUGGAAAAGUUGCAGAAGUAGAAAAGGGUCUGCAGGAAGCAUCCCAUUCUUUUUGAUAACCUGAGUGCAUGCUACAGGUACGCAAGGGGCAUGUUGGCAAAGCAGUCGGCCGGUUUGGUCUGGUUCAUAUGAUUUGUUAAAUCCCUCUUCUGGAGUAACCAAAGAAGAAUGAAAUGAUAAUUAUAGCCAAUUUGCCUUGUAUGCUGAUAAAAAUUUUGAUACAUUUUUAUAUAAUCCUUUAUUAGACGGUAUCCCUUCUUUUUGUUUGAAA